This is a messenger RNA of Arachis duranensis, 1759 nucleotides long. Its product is annotated as stromal cell-derived factor 2-like protein. The record is from RefSeq and is a predicted model, not a curated record. The transcript is spliced from 8 exons. NCBI's taxonomy places the organism in Eukaryota, Viridiplantae, Streptophyta, Magnoliopsida, Fabales, Fabaceae. Bases 676 to 1134 code for a protein of 152 amino acids.
CAAGCAUUCAAGCAAACCUUCUAUGUCACAAAAUCAAAAUCUCUCACUCCUCACAUCUAAAUCUCACUCACGCUGCGAUCUCAUCACUUAUUCCUUCGCGCAUUUGCUUUGAUCUCGUUGGAUUUCAAUCCCAGUCUCGCUCUUGUUCGAUCUCGAUCUCGCUCGAUCUCGAUUCUCGAUGGAGCCAGCAAGUUCGACUUCACCGUGCAGAAUGACGGUGAUCAAGUCACGCUCAAGACCAAGAUUGUUACUGCCAAGAUCACUGGCACGCUCAUUGACGAAGACCCGCUCGCGAUCUACACCAUUGAUAAGGUUUUACUUCCCAGGGAGCUUUUCAAGGCCCUGGCUCCGUCUCCUUCGCCCGCGCCUGCACCGGAGCCAGCCGCCGCGGACGCUCCUGCAUCCCCGAAGAAAGAGGGAAAGAAGAAGAAGCAGAAGGCAGCCGACGCGCCGGCAGAUGAGGAAUCAGCGCCUGCAGAUUCGCCCAGUGAUGCCGCCGAUGACAGCGCUGACGACGGUAACGGCGCUGUUAGGUUUGACGGCGUCAGAAGUGGUACUACUAGAGAAUGUGGAGCUAAUACUUGAAGCAAUUGAUUAUCUCUAGCUUCCAUUUGCACUAAAGCAAGGUUCUGCUGGGGAUAUGGGUGCCGGAAAAUCCAUCCUCGUUUUGCCGGAAUGGUCCUGCUUGACAGUUUUCAUCUGCUUGAAAUUUGUUCUGCAGAAAUUGGUGGUAUUUCCUCUCAAAUUUCAGAAUUUGUGGCUUUUGAACAAUUAUAUGGGAACUGUUUGGAUAAGAUUGUUAGGCCUGAAAAAGGGAGUUCUGCCAAACAAGGUGAUACCAUUAAAAGUGAAACAAUUAUUAGAUUGCAGCACUUGGGAACAAGAAAAUGGCUUCACAGCCAUAUGCAUGCUUCCCCAAUUUCAAACAAUCUUGAGGUGAGUUGCUAUGGAGACGAUUCUGAAUCGGACAAAGGAGACAAUUGGAAGCUUCUAAUAGAAGGAAGUGGGAAGAAUUGGAAACAAGAUCAGAAGAUUCGGCUUCAACAUUUGAAAACUAGAGGCUAUCUACAUAGUCAUGAUAAAACAUACUCAUCAAGAAUUGUUGGGGGACACCAUGAGGAUGUUUGUUAUUAAUGUGAAUCACAUCCAAAAAAGGAGAAGAGGAAGAAGAGAAAGAAGAGGAGCAGGAGAACCACGGCGGCAGAGGGAGGAUGGCGACGAGACAGCAGCAGCGCCGCCCACGAAUAGCGAGGCAGCAGCAACGGCGCCCGUGGAACGUGAGAUAGUCGCAGUGGCGCAUGGGGAACGCACACGACGGCAUCACUCGUGCGGCAGCAGCUGACAGCGGCAACCUGAAUGACGAUGCUGAGCGAGGCUGGUGGUCGACGCAGCGACAGCGUCAAGAGCUCGGCGACGACAAUGAUAACUGUUGAUGGAGAGAUCAAUGCUGGUAAAGAAGCUGGUGGAAUGCAAAACGGCAGUACUGAAAAGGGAUGGAAGAGAAGCUGGUGCGGCAGCGAGGUGGGGGCAGCAGUGUUCUUCUACAUCUAAACGACUAUCUCCGGCGACGACGGUGGGAUAUGGUUGUGGACCUGAGAAGGAUUGGCGCGGACGUUGGAAUUAUGGUUAUGGUGGGAUUUGGAAUAACCGUACGUAGUGUGAAUGUGUUUAAUUGCUAAUUCUAAUAUUUUAAAUUUUAAAAUUUGAUAAUAAUUAUUUAAUUAAUUAAAAAUUUAAAUUUUAAGUCAAUUUUUUUUUA